Messenger RNA from Gryllus bimaculatus (two-spotted cricket), 2343 nucleotides. Lineage: Eukaryota; Metazoa; Arthropoda; Insecta; Orthoptera; Gryllidae. The record is from the annotation of a GenBank genome assembly.
AGUAGUCGGCGGCUGAGAGAGAAACUGUGCGGACGUUGGGUUUGGUUCAAGUUUUACAGUGACAUUUCGCUGUGACAAUUUUCAACAGUGUCUAGCGUAAUGUGAACUAAGCCUUGGUGCUUCUGCACUUGCCAUGUAAAUGAAGAUAUCUGGCGCAUGAUUUGCAAUCAACGGUUCGCCGAUAUAAGCUCUGUGUACGAUCGUGCGUUUUAGUGCACGAAUGCUGAUAACUUAUCCUAGCGUCAUUGGAAAUUACAACGCUCGUAGAAGCCUAAGAUAAACUAAUACAUUUUCAUUCACGAAAAGAGGUGAACGUAGAAAACAGAAACGAUGGAUGAAAGCAAUGAAAUAUUGGUUUGUGCAUCUGAAUAUUUAAAAGAUCGGUUAUACUUCGUGACACUGCGAACUACAGUGAAGCCUAAGUCAACGCCAAACACCCACUAUUUCAAGAUAGACGAUGAGCUGGUUUACGAAAAUUUUUAUGCGGACUUCGGCCCUUUGAAUUUGGCAAUGCUGUACCGAUAUUGUCAAAAACUCAACAAAAAAUUGAAGUCCUUCUCACUUGCAAAAAAGAAGAUAGUGCACUACACGACGAUGGACGCUCAAAAGAGAGUGAAUGCUGCCUUCCUAAUAGCCUCAUACGCUGCUGUUAUGAUCUGCACCGCAUGCUGUUGUCAGGGAACGGAUGCAUCCUUUGGCCUAUCUGUGUAUCAUGUUACGCUUUUGGAUUGUCUAAAUGCUGUUUAUAAAGCUUUAAAUUUAGGGUUUUUCAAUUUUGAAGAUUUUGAUGUUGAAGAAUAUGAAUACUAUGAGAGGGUUGAAAAUGGAGACUUAAAUUGGAUAGUACCUCAGAAAUUCAUCGCCUUCUGCGGACCUCACGCUAAAAGCAAAAUAGAAAACGGGUACCCCUUGCAUUCACCAGAAACAUAUUUCACAUAUUUUCGACGGAAUAAUGUUAGUUCUGUGGUACGACUUAAUAAAAAAAUCUAUGAUGCAGCCCGAUUCACUGAUGCAGGAUUUGAACAUAGAGACUUGUUUUUCAUUGAUGGAAGUACUCCAAGUGAUCAGAUUCUUAGACAAUUCAUAAACAUCUCUGAAAAUGCUCCUGGAGCAGUUGCAGUACAUUGCAAAGCUGGUCUUGGUCGCACAGGCUCAUUGAUAGGGUGCUAUAUUAUGAAGCAUUAUCAUUUUACUGCUCAUGAAACAAUUGCUUGGAUUCGAACAUGUCGCCCAGGAUCGAUUAUAGGUUAUCAACAACAAUGGUUGGAAGAAAAACAGUCAUCAAUGUGGCUACAGGGAGAUCUGUUUCGUUCACAAAAUGGCCAAGAUGCUAAUUGUUACCCAGUGCAUCAGUAUGGAAUUUACAGCAUAAAAGCCAAAUCCUUAUCUCUUGAAUCUACUUUUCUUACUGCUGAUAAUACCCUUGAUUUAAAAACACCAGACAAUGUAUCUCGUAUUCUUCAAAAAGUAGAUACUAUGAAACUGGAUGAUCAAGAAGAUGAGAAUAAAAAUGAUUCCUGUCAUUCCAAAUUAGAUCUUAUUGAGGAUGCUGCCAACCAAAACAACGGAGAGACAAAAAGAAAUAGCCAUAUGACCCAAGGAGACAAAUUGAACCAAAUUAAAGCGUUACGAAGGCAUCCUCGUUCAAUUACUACCGGAGCUUUGCAUUUAGAAGAUGGACGUCCACAUACCAGAGCAAAAUCCCAGCCUCUUCGCAGUGGUCAGCCAAGUCCAGCUCCUCAAACAAUUUUAUCACCUCUGAAAGCUACUAAAGUGAGCACAACCAUUGUUGCUGCUCAUAAUAAAGAAAAGGAUAAGGAAAAAGAACGUGAAGUUGCAUCGGCCAAGAGACCUUCACGGACUCCAACUACUGUCACAAAAAGAAACACGUGGCUUCUAAAUUCCAUGUAUGGAUCAAAUCGCUCUCUAAACAUCAGCAAGGUGACCUUAACCCAUCCUACACGUCCUGUCACUCGAGCUACCAGCAAAGCUACACCUACUACCUCCAGUCCUGUUCCAUCUUCCAGCCUGGGCAUGACACUGCGCAGUGCUGAUCGAGUCUCCAGAUACCAUACCAUUCGCCACAGGAGUUGUCCCCGCCCCAGAAGAGGCACAUUGCGCAAACAGUCUGUUGGUGCUGAAGUCGAGAAACCCAGCACAACUACAGGCCCACGACAUAAACCUUUGUCGGCCCCACCUGUCCGCCCAGAAUGUAUGGAUCGUUCUAAGCGAGCUUUGAGCAACAGUCCAUACACAUGUUCAAUAUUAAUGUUCUAUUGUUUAAUUAAAAAAUCUUUUAAAAUGUGGAAUAUAAUAAAACUAGUAGAUAUGAUUACAAUUAAU